AGUGUAGCCGGCGACAGUCAAGUUGGAAUUGUUGCACAUUUUUAAUAAAUAUUUAAUCAUAUGUUGUAAAUAAACUUGAGAAUUCCCUGCCAAUAUAUUUUGGAAGUAUGGCUGGACCAGACGUGGCAGCGCUAGCUGCUGACUUAGCACGUGCUGUAGAACUUACUAUGAGUACAGGGGCUUCUCAACAAGACAGACUAAGGGCUUAUCAAGCAUGCGAGAGUUUUAAGGAAACUUCUCCUCUUUGUGCUGAAGCAGGCCUAUAUCUAGCAGCUGGCACUCAACACUCACCAAUAUCAAGACAUUUUGGCCUUCAACUUAUGGAACAUACUGUAAAAUAUCGUUGGACUCAAAUAUCACAACAAGAAAAAAUUUUCAUUAAGGAAAAUGCAAUGAAAUUACUUUCUGCUGGAGGUGUUAGUGAUGAAUCCCACAUGAAAGAUGCCCUUAGUCGUGUUAUUGUAGAAAUGGUUAAACGAGAAUGGCCCCAGCAAUGGCCUGGUCUGUUGGGAGAAUUGUCAGAUGCUUGUGCCUGUGGGGAAACUCAAACUGAGCUUGUUUUACUUGUUUUCUUACGUCUUGUCGAAGAUGUAGCAUUAUUACAGACACUGGAAUCAAACCAACGCAGGAAAGAUAUUUACCAUGCACUGACGGCUAACAUGGCAGUCAUAUUCGACUUCUUUCUCAGACUCAUAGAACUGCAGGUCAGUCAGUUUAGACUCAACAGUGAGUCUAACGUUACCAAAGCCAAUGCUCAUGGUCGAGUAGUCCAAGUUGUUUUGUUGACUCUUACUGGCUUUGUAGAAUGGGUUUCCAUGAGUCACAUAAUGGCACAAAACGGAAGAUUACUACAAAUUCUUUGCCUUCUAUUAAAUGAUACUGCAUUUCAGUAUUCUGCAGCGGAAUGCCUAUCACAGAUUGUAAAUAGAAAAGGAAAAGUGGAAGAGAGGAAGCCAUUGUUAAUAUUAUUCAAUAAUGAACCUAUGGAAUGCAUCCUGAAUGCCGCAAAAAAUCCUGGAACCAUCGGCGACGAACAACAUUAUUUGUUUAAAAAGAAAUUAAUUCAAGUUAUGGGAGGCUUAACAACUCAAGUGUGUACCUUAUGGGGUAAAGACGGCCUCGCUCGUCCAUCUAACUUCUCGAUGUUCCUCGAGGCUGUUCUCGCCUAUAGCAGUCAUCCCAGUCUCAACAUCGCUCAUGCUGCUAACCCUCUGUGGAACAGUAUGUUAAAAAAUGAACAAGUGGCCAGGGAUCCCAUCUUCUUGUCCUACAUACCGCAGUGGGUACAGUGCACGGCGCCAAAGAUAAUCAAGUUCAAUUAUCCUGUCGGCAAGAGUCCAACGAGGAGGGAUCUUGGGGAGAAUGCAUUAUACGCUAGGCUAGAUUUUGAUAGCGAUGAGGAAUUUUCUGCUUAUUUCUACAGGUGUCGAUCAGACUUUUUGGAUUCUUUCAGGCAAGCGACUGUAGUAGCACCUUUAGUAACCUUUAAUUAUGUCGAACAAUGGUUAAUGAAGUGCCUGCAAGUUCCAAAUGUCACUGCCGGCUUAUCGUUUUUGGAUCCGGUUUAUCAAGAGUGGGAAGCCUUAUCCAACUUUCUGGAGAGUAUCUUGAGUAGGGUCUUGCAAGCAAACGGCCGUCCACCCAUUGCUUCGGGCCUGAGAUUACUCCAGUUAUGUUUAUCUUACCAGCCAGCGGAUGCGCUGAUCCUAUCAACGCUGCUAACUUGCAUUUCGGCAUUGUUUGUAUUUUUAAGUAUGUCAACUGGACAAAUGGCACCAACAGCAAAUUCUGUGGCAGCUUCAGGUGCCGCACUGCUACCCCAAGUUCUCGAAAAAAUAUUCUCAACUCUAGUCUACACUCCCGAAGGCCAGUCAAUCAACAACCGAUCCAGAGCCGUGAAAAAUGUCAGGCGUCAUGCGGCUUCUUUAAUGGUGAAAAUAGGUAACAAAUAUCCGUUGCUGUUACUACCGGUCUUCGAUCAAAUUAGAGCGACGGUCGAGGCUCUGUCUAGGCCCGACGGACCUGCGCAGUUAAGUUGUUUGGAGAAAGUUACGUUGCAAGAGGCUCUGUUGUUGAUUUCCAAUCAUUUUGGGGAUUACGACAGGCAGAGUACGUUUGUAGGGGAAGUGCUGAGGGAAGCCAAUGCUCAAUUUUUAGAAAUAGUCAAUUUAGGUGCAUUUAGAAACGCAGCAAACUUCAUCACUUUCGUCGGACUGGACAAACCUCCGGUUCCUUCCAACAAUGAAGACGCUUGCGGCCAAAACAGGGGCAACAUUAUCUUCUGCGUCAACCUCCUUCUAGGCGCAGUCAAACGUUGUGCUUGGCCAGACGAUCCGGAACGAGCGACCCGUGGAGGUUUUGUAGUUUCUCUUACGGAAUCUGGCAAUCCUGUGUGCCGAAACCCAGCAGCUCCGCACGUUGUACCACUACUGCCUCAUAUUCUUUCUUUAAUCAAGAUAUUUAACGAACUGUUCACCCCUGAGACUCAAAGUUUAAUUCAUGACAGUUAUAAAGGAUGUUUAGCAAUGCAAGAGACUGAAAGAAUGAACCUCCUAGGAUUGAUGGGCCACACUAUAGGAACUGAAGCAGCGGAAUCACAAGUGGUGCAAAGCCCAUUAGAGAGGAUGCAGCGGUUCCUUACAGCAUUACACGAAAGCUGCUAUCAUAUGAUGGGUUCUUUAGGGCCCUCUUUGGGAAGAGAUUUGUACAAUAUACCGGAUCUUGGCCUGGCGAUUGUCAACAGUGUUUUGUCAUUUAUACAAUAUAUUCCAGAUUACCGAAUUAGGCCGAUAAUUAGGGUAUAUCUGAGGCAGUUUAUUUUCUCUUGCCCAGCACCAUUUUACGAAGUCGUCGUUCUACCUAUCAUGACACAUCUUUCUCCUAUAAUUUUGUCGAGGUUACAUACAAAAUGGCAGCAAGUUAUCGAAUUUCGCAACCGCGAAGCCCAAGAGGACAACCAAGACACACAGGAAGUAUUAGAAGACAUCCUUACCCGCGCCAUAACUAGAGAAUACUUAGAUCUUUUGAAAGUUGCACUGGUAGGCGGAAGUGUCACUCCAGAGUCUAAUUCGGAAACGAUGGAAACCGAGGAGCACAGUAUGGAUUCCCCUACACCACCUCAUACUCGAACUAAUAUGACAAAUGAAGUUAUUUCUGAUUUAGGGUUAAUGUUGCUGCGCAGCGAGAAAACGUGCCAUUCGAUUGUGCUGGCUGUUCUCGGUGCUUUGGCGUGGAUAGACAGUCAGGCUUCAUUCAAGGCUACUCUGCUUACAGGCCCAAUAGUCAGACAGCUAGCUUCGGACAAGUCCCUCAACGGCGAAGUGGCGGCUCACAUAAUGGCAGCAGUUCUAAACGCUCUAACGCUGCACGGACAACACGAAUCCAAUCAAGGUUCUCUAUUGACUUUGGGCGCUCAAAUAUAUGAAUUAUUGCGACCAUCAUUCCUUGAAGUUCUCACGGUGAUGCAGCAGAUACCAGGCGCCAAUCCGGUCGAUUUACAGAAGUUGGAUGAACGAAUCUCUGGAACUACUAGUAAAGGGAAUAAAAUCGAGAAGGUCAAAAAGGAUUUGUUCAGAAAGAUCACUGGAAAUCUAAUAGGAAGAAGCAUGGGCCAGUUGUUCAAAAAAGAAGUAAAAAUCCACGACUUGCCUCGAAUAGUAGUACAGAAAAAGCCGGAACAUGAAGAAGUGAUCACAAAUUUACGAAACGUUUUCAGUUAAUGAAUUGUACAAUUGUUUUAGAAUAUGUAUGUAAUUUAUUCGCAUUGAACUUGUGCAACAUUCCGUGUUGUUCAAUUGAGAUUGACUGGUAAAAUCGUAAUAAAUUGUGUUAUGGACUUUAUAUUAAUUAUUUUUGCCUAAUUUUUGUAUAUACUUUGUUAGUUUAUUUAUAAUUCUUUUUGUUUAUGAUCAAAUUAAAGAAUAUAAUAUAAUUCUGAA
Diabrotica balteata is the source of this 3938-nucleotide messenger RNA. NCBI's taxonomy places the organism in Eukaryota, Metazoa, Arthropoda, Insecta, Coleoptera, Chrysomelidae. The record is from the annotation of a GenBank genome assembly.